Molecule: messenger RNA, 1138 nt
Organism: Ciona intestinalis (vase tunicate)
Lineage: Eukaryota; Metazoa; Chordata; Ascidiacea; Phlebobranchia; Cionidae
Product: ras-related protein Rab-43-like
Molecular function (GO): GTPase activity; GTP binding
Source: RefSeq, a predicted model, not a curated record
ACAUAAUGCACAAGGAAAUUUGUUACACUUAGUUGUAGAAGUCUGCAAACUGAUAAUAUAUUGUGUUGAUGAUAAAGCUGGUUUUACAAUGAAUAAAGAAGAUAAUGAGAAUUAUGAUUUCCUGUUUAAAAUUAUUCUCAUUGGAGAUCCAGGUGUUGGCAAAACAUGCAUUGUGCAAAGAUUUAAAAGUGGUUUGUGGCUUGAAUCACAGUCAUCUACUAUUGGAGUGGAUUUCUGCAUGAAGUCGUGCCAUGUGGAUGGAAAAAUUGUGAAAUUGCAGAUAUGGGAUACUGCAGGACAAGAGAGAUUUCGUACCAUCACACAAACGUACUACCGCAGUGCAAAUGGAGUUUUAUGUGCAUUUGAUAUCACUUCUGAAUCCUCUUUCUACAAUCUUACACAGUGGAUGGAAGACGUAUCUAAGUACUGUGCAGGGGACGUCCUUAAACUUCUGAUCGGAAACAAAUCAGACAAAUCCUCCGAACGAGUAGUUGACGCAGAAGAAGCGUCCAACGCAGCAAGCAACUGGGGUGCGCUAGAUUACGUUGAGACGUCGGCAAAAGACAACUCUAACGUAGACAAAGCUUUCACUAAGAUUGCAACUGAGCUUUUGCAUAAGCACUCAAAUCCGCAUCUGGCACAAGGAGAACUAGCGGCGCGUUCUGGCUUCAAUCUAGACGGCAACGGAAGGACUGUCCCAGUACGGCGGGGUUGCUGUUAGCCGGGCUAUAUAUCAUGUAUUGCUUUUUCUAUAAGCGGAUCUUUAUCUUCUUCAAUGCACUUUCGUUUUUAGAUUGACAAGACGCUGCUGCCUUAUACGUUUCAGUCUAGCCUUUAAUGCUGUGUUUUUGUUGUUUCGUGUGAUAUUAUUUUUCUUGCAGUUUUUAACGCUAUGAGAUAUUUAUUAAGUUGCCAUACCUUGUACACACAACUAUAUCUUGAAUUCCACUUUUCAUUUAUCAUGUAUUGAAAUUGAACUAAUAUUUGCCAUAUGUGUAUUAGGUAGGAAACUCUCCAUAAUCGCGCACGCAUGAGUUUGUACAGUUUGUUUUCCUGUGACUUACUACAUAUAUCACCGUAACAGUGUUUCAACGAAUAAUGUUUUCUGCUCAAAUAAAUAUUUAAGCUAAACAAAAAA